This is a messenger RNA of Myotis daubentonii (Daubenton's bat), 1723 nucleotides long. RefSeq lists its product as uncharacterized. Lineage: Eukaryota; Metazoa; Chordata; Mammalia; Chiroptera; Vespertilionidae. The record is from RefSeq and is a predicted model, not a curated record.
GCUCAUGGGCCGCCACCCCAGCCAAGGACCUUGAAUAAAAAGCCAGGGCACCCUGUCCUGCUUCCUCCUCCCCGGCCUGGACCAUGCUCCGGCUCCUCCCUGCUUUGGCGCUCCUAGGGGCGCUGGCUGCCCCCGCAGGGACCUCCGUGACGUGUCCAGCCUGCUCUUUGCCAGGAAACUGUAGAGAGGCCGUUUGUCCUCUGGCCCAGGACUCCUGCUUGUUCCGCCAGAUGCAGCUGGAGAAUGGGACUCUCAUCAAGAACGGGUCGUGUGUGGCCCCAUGGGAAUGCCCAGAAGGUGUCUACGCCCUGACCUAUGCCCCCAACUCGAGUCUCAGCACAGCCUGUUGUGACAACAACUGCAGCAGGGUUGCACCACCAGAGGAAGCCCAGCCCAACGGGGUGAAGUGUCACUACUGCUCUGGGAACAGGUCAGCCCCGUGUGACUCCCUGUCGGUCAUGAACUGCACCGGACACCAGACUGCGUGUGUCACCCUCAAAGGCACCUGGGAUCGAGGGGGCCCCCCAAUGCUCAAGGGCUGUGCCACGCCAGCGCUGUGCAACCUGCCCGUGAACAGCACCCUGGGUCCCGAAGCAUUUGGAUUCCAUCUCACAGCCCGGCCUGAAUGCUACCAUGAGGCUCCUCCCACCCAGCCAGGUACCCUAGCAACUUCGACCCACAGCAAGGCCAAGGCCACCACCUGUUUCACCUGCUCGGACAGCGACCAUUGCCACCCUUUCUCCUGCCCCGCAGAGAGGAGCUACUGCCUUCAGACGGCGGGCAUCCUGGCCUUAGGGGAAGGUGACUCUGUCGCCUGGAGAAAUGGUUCCUGCGUGGCCUCCGAGGACUGCAAAUUUGACAACCCCAUCUCUGCCCUGACCUACAGCAUCGGCUUUGGUUUCUGGGUCAACACCACCUGCUGCCAAGGCAGCUGCCCGGAGCCCACUCUUCCGGCGACACUGCCGGCCUCGCGCACCCUGAGCAAGUUCCUGUGCCCUACAUGUGCCGAGGGCCACCUGGGGCUCUGCAACUCCUCCUUGUACAUGCAGUGUCCCCGUGGGGAGACCACGUGUGUCCAGCUGGACCUGGUGUCUGAAGAAGGCGGCAGGAACCUGAGCGUGCGGGGCUGCGGCUCCCGCGACCUGUGCAGCGCCCCGCAGGGGACGGAGGGGCUCCGGGCGCUCCCCGGCCACCGGCUGGCCCGCAGGCCCGACUGCAGCUCCGGCAAACGCGCGGUCAUCGACUCCUCGAGCUCGUCCGGGACGCCGGGCCCCCGCCUGGCCCUGCCCGCGCUGGUGGCGCUGGUCGCCCGCGCCCUCGCCUAGCACCCCGCCCGGAGCCCCCGCUGGUUCCGCUCGUCGCUAGGGGGCACCCCGGCUCCCUCUGCCAGGACUUGCCAGGGGCCCAGAAGCUGGUGACUCGGUCAAGGGGCGAACCUCCUCCUUCGAGCCUGGGCUCCCCCGGGCCAUGCCUCCUCCCCCAUCCAGGUUCUUCCUCCAGGGGGCCCCCAACACCAGGCCACCCCCAGGCUGUCUGGGAAACAGCCCCUCCUCCUCUGCCUCCCUCUUUAGGGUCUAGCCAAGUCCUGGGCAGCCACGGUGGGGCUUGAGGACCCAGUACACCCCCUUUCCAGGCCUUCACAGCACCCUGCACCCCACCACGGCCCCUCUGUCUCGGCUCAGUGUCCGCUGUCGCAGACCUGAAUGAAUCUCAUCGCACAAGC